Messenger RNA from Metopolophium dirhodum (rose-grain aphid), 4189 nucleotides. Its product is annotated as mucin-2-like. The record is from RefSeq and is a predicted model, not a curated record. NCBI's taxonomy places the organism in Eukaryota, Metazoa, Arthropoda, Insecta, Hemiptera, Aphididae. Bases 317 to 3433 code for a protein of 1038 amino acids. The transcript is spliced from 2 exons.
GUCGCGCGGCAGUCUUCUUCUCCCCGGUCACCGGUGUGCAGCGCAGGCCCGCCAGCCACACGGUUGUAAUAAUCGCUCCGCGGCCGUCGGACGCAGAGCACCUGUCAAUUCCACCAUUUCCGCCGCUUAAUGUUAUCAUAUUUUGUCGAAAAAAAUUAACGUUACCUGCGAACAAACAUAUAUAUUUUUACAUAUCGUACGUAACACCUAACACGAGCGAUCGCCGCGGCACAAUAAUUAUACGUUGUGUGAUCUAUAUUGACGGAACGACCAAUCGAUCGAUCGAUUUAAAAAAAAGAAAAAAACAAUCGUUCAAAUGGAAGGGUGGUGGCAUCUGAAGUUGAUGUGCGGUGUCUCGGCGUUAUUGUUCGCCGCAUGUUCAGCUCGGCCGCAGGAUCCCACCGCCGUUGCGGCCACCGUCAAAGAAGUGCCGCAGAGACCCAUGACCCUGACCAAUGGCUACCAUCCAUCAUCGUUCCCGUUCAACAACGGCGAACCAUUCGUCGUUGAUCCCAACAUGGGUUCCAUAGACUUCAAUACUAGACCACCCACGAACGCAGCGCAGAGGUCCGACGACUAUUACGAUUACGACACUACAAAGUUAGAGGAGGUGCCGUUCGACUACAAGGGCGAUCCGAUCGACAGAAAGGACGUGGCAGGCCCCGGUCUGCUGCCCAGGCCCAACGACAUUGCGCCCACCAAGAACAAGCAGACGGAUAUCUAUCAGUUCUUGAACCUGCCCGUCAAGUACAGUUCUAGUGACCGGUUUCCGCUCAUGUCCAGUUCGUACGCCAACACAAAAAUCCAAGGGUCCGGUGGAUCGUCGCCAUCGUCGCCACUCAGCAAUCACAAAAUGCCAUCCACUCCGACCCAGACGCCGACGGCUGCAACUUCGCCCACCACCACUGUCUCGUCUUGGUACAACACCAUCAAGUUGACUACAGUCAGGCCCACCACUGCCCCAACUCCAGCCCCGACAACUACUACGACCACGACCACGACUCCGAUCCCGCAGCAAGAGGAAUAUGAAUACGAUUACGAUUACCCUCAUGCGCAAGAACCUGUGUCACACCAAGAUACCACAACCGCGCAGGCGGCGACCACUACUACUACGACCACUACCACUACCUCAACCACCACUGCCGCUGCCUCCAUGAGUCCGUCGACAGUCGUUCACCGCACCAAUCCGCCGCCACCGUCGUCGACCUCUUUUAUCACGCCCGAACCAUCCACUGCUGCAGCUACUGUACCGUCGUCCUCAACCACUACAACAACAUCUCCUCCGAUUACCCCGUCAGUCUUCAAUAGAACCAUGAGCUCGGUGCAGGUUACCACUGCCAGACCGGAGAUCGACUCCAAACUGGAUGGAACGUCAUUCGCUGACUACGAUGACGCGAUCAAACCAGUGGAGAAACCGCAUCAGCCGGAGACGUACGGUCAAAACUUCAAACCCCUGCACGGAAACUACCAGUUCGACGACAAACCUUAUCCUUUGAUUACCAACAGCAAAGUGCCUAUGACGUUCACCGCUCACGUAUCGUCUGGUAUAUCGUUGAACAACCAAAAGGAACACUUGUCGAAUGUCAAACCAUCUCCAGCUCCAGUGUCGGAACCAGUAUACUCAUCUAGGCCUCUGCGCCCGGAAAACAUACCUGAUACAAUUAAGCCCGAGGAAACUGUUGUGUAUGACAAUUCGAGAGUGACGUUCAACAGUGGUAAGCUUGAUCCACCAAUAAGCCCAGAAAUGCCACCGACGUAUUCAAAACCCAAACCGCCAAAGCCUAACGGAACUCCUGAUCAGUUUGAGACAGUUUACUACAAAGUCAGACCGGAUACUUAUAACGCACAACAAUUUCCUAGCACGGUUUCAAACCGACCUACGAAUCCUCUAAUCCAAAGUCGACCUUAUCAACCAGAGCCGCCAGUAAUAAAAACUUUCCAGCCAGAUAUACCUAGAAAACCGGUGAACACAGAGCUUCAAAUGUCACAAGGACGACCACCACCAUAUCCGGUACAAACGGAUGAGUAUGUCAAAAAUAAACCUCAAUACACCCCUCCACAGAGCCAACCAGAUACAUCAAAGUUUAAACCUCCUAAACACGUAAUAAACCAUUUUAUAAAAACUCAGCCGAAUGAAGAUAAUAAAAGCUACGCACUUCAAACUUCUUUUUCAAUUGGUAUGGAUGGAGAACGGACAGAUACACGUCCAGCACAAGGUAUCGGCCAAGUUUUAAUGGUCGAAGACGGCUCUUCUGAAACCGUUGUUAACCACACGAUACCAGUAAAGACCAAAUCGACUACAUCGAUUCCACUUGUUCCCCCACCAAGACCAAUCCAAAAACAACAACCGUAUCCAAGGCCUCAAUGGGAGAACGUACCAAAACCUCCUGCAUAUCACCCACCUCCGAAACGCGAUGGCGCCAUACCUCCACCACAAAGACCAAAUUUACCCAAUAUUUUACCUCAGUUCAGACCAAACGCCAGAGUCGACACACCACCAACGGUACCUCAAUCACACUCAGCGACAAUUGAAAGGGUACAAAUUCCAAUAGACCAUUUGAGACCUCCACCACUUCCAAAACCUCAAUUUUUAAAAGUAGACAGAAAUGAUGAUAAUAUCGAUGAAGAAAUUCUAAAUAUACCUGAAAAGGAAACGAGAAUUUUACAGAGACCUGGACCACAACCAGCAAAAGUGACUACCUUGCAAAUGAUUCAACACGGUACUCCGACAAAAUUACGAGAUGAUAAUAAAGAAAAUCCCGUACAUAUUAUUUAUGCAGCAAACACUCCACCAAAACCAUCUGAAAAAAUAAUAGAUGAUUCAGUAAUGCUAGAUGUAAACGAUAGAUCUGAUGUCCCAAUUUUAAAAACUAAAACCACCAUUAUCAAGCCCACCAAAACAGACUUCCCAUAUCAAAUCGUUAAACCUGAUGAAAAUCAAAACGGAUCUUCAUUGGAGUAUAAAGCAUACAGUCCGACCAAAUUGGAUACAAUCAAACCAAAUUAUGAUCAAGAACUAGUUCCAAACCUUCAAGAUUAUGUUCCAAUUGUAACUCGUGAUUCUACUCCAAACAUUGUGGUUUCGCAAAAACCAAUUACAGCUACAUUAAAAACGUCAGAAGAUAAUCAUAAGGUAGUUGAUGAAGGCCACAAACCUCUACUACAAAAUUUUCAAAUACCCUUCCAGCCAAGUUUAAAAUUGCCAGAAAAUAGUAAUGGUUGGUCGGUUGUAAGAAAAUCACAAAUUGAUAAUGCUUCUGAGAGAAUAGAUGAAACUGGUGAUGUGGUUGGGUCUACAGAGAAGUUUGAUCCAGAUAAUUUUAAACCGCAAUUAGUUGGCGGUUUUAUGCCAAUAAGUCCUCCUUCAGAAGAUGCAAAAGAAAAAAAAACAGGUGAACAAUCCGAAAGAGCGAAAAGAUUUAUAAGAGAUUAAAUAAACAUUUAUAACAAUAACAUCAUAUCCAUUGCAAUAAAGUAGGUAUUAAUGGUUACAUUUUUUUAAAAUUAUUAGAAAGGCUCAAAUACAUAAUUUGAAUACAUACCCAUAAUUAAUGUGUAAUCUGUUGAAUGAUCACCCAGCAAGUGAAUAUUUUUUAUUUAUGUAUAUAAUGUAUAGAUACAAGUAGAUACGUUAACUAAAAUAAAAAUAUAAGACCUAACAGUAUUUUAUAAACUGUGCAAUUAAAAAUACUUUAAGUAGGUACUAUAUUAGGUACCUAUAUUAGUAAGUGCAUUAAGUAUAAACAAUAUGCAUAGGUAUUGAAUAGUAAUACAGCUACACAUCGAACUGUCAACUAAUAAUGUACUUAACCAAUACGUCGAAUAUUUAUAUUAAUUUAGUAUAAUAAUUUAUCAACAAUAUUUAUUUAUAACAUAUUUCCUAAAUAUUGUAAAAACCAUGUAUAAUGUAUAUAAUAUAUAUUUAUUUUUAUUUUACAAAUAUUGUAGACAUCCUAAAAACAAAUAAUGAAAUAAAGCUCAAUAAUUAUACUAUUUUACUUUGAUUGUAAAUUUAAUACUAAGAGAUUGUUGUAAGCUAUAAUAGUGUUACAUAUUUAUAUUAUAAUAAUAUAAUAUUACCUAUAUCUAAGUAUAGUUUUAUAAUUUGUACACAUGUAUGUUUUAUAUUUAUUUGUUGUAAUAUGAUAGCAAAAAAUAUAAUUAUAAUUGCUUACAAAAUAUUAUAGAU